AAAAACCUCUAGUUGUCUGUUUCGAGAUCAAGUAGUCUUUAAAAAGCAUGCCUUUUAGAUUUCAAUGUAUCAAUGGAUGUUUAGUGUGGUGGUUGACCAUGGUUCAUUUUGUUGCUGGAAUUACACUUACAGUCAGUCCGUCCAAUAACGUUGAAGUUCACCAGGUGGUGACUCUACAGUGUGAGUUAGAUCCGAAUUCAGUUCCUCCAAUCCUUGUGAUAUUUUCAGUGAAGCCAACAACUACCCUUUGUUUGUUGGAACCGUUAAAUGGCACAUGUAAAUAUACCCAGUCUUCUUGUUUAUCUACUUACAAUGCUUCAUGUUCCAAUGAAACUGUGUUUAGUAUACAGGUGAAUGUUCCACAAAGCUGGAAUGGUGCGUCUAUCUGCUGCCAAACGAUUUUUUCAACAAGUAACUAUGUCAACUUUUCCGUUAAAGUACCGGUGACAUCAGUGACGAUAACUCCGGUAGCAACCACAUUGAUAGACGGACAAGUUAUCAAUCUAAUCUGUAUAACAUCGUACUGUAACCCACCAGCUAAUAUCAUGUGGUACAAAUCAACGACGGCCAUACAUGUAACCAACCAUUCAACAUCUACAAGGAAUAUAUCUGAUGGUUUAGUUAGAACAACAUCUUCCUUACAGACUCAAGUUGUCAAAAUGGACAACGGAAAACAUGUGUAUUGUACAGCGAGCAACAUACCAGGCCGCAGUAUUAAUUCUACUGUGCUUACAUUGGCCGUUUUGUAUAAACCAGAAGUGACAAGUACCAUAAGUCCAUACAUAGUUAUAGAGGGAAAGACAGCUACACUGGAAUGUAUACUGACCGAUGCAAAUCCGAGCAAAGGUAUUGCGUGGAAGUGGUUCAAAACAGACAGUCCCAGCAUUGUGCUUUACAAAGGGCCGAUCUUUAAAAUCGCAAACAUACAGAGGGAUAAGUCAGGAUCAUACAAUUGCACAGCCAACAACUUUGUAGGGACAUCAGAAGCAGUCACAAUUCAUGUAGAUAUACAAUAUAAACCGGAAGUGACAUCAAGUAUCCCAAGUCCAUACAUAGUUACAGAAGGACAUACAGCUUCAUUGGAGUGUAGAGUGACUGCCGCCAAUCCUAACUUUAGUAUCAUAUGGAGAUGGUACAAAACAGACAAUCCCAGCAACGUCCUUCACAACGGACCAGUAUUAGCAAUUCCAAAUAUAAAGAAGAACAGGUCGGGGACGUACAGUUGCACAGCCAGCAACGAUGUAGGGACAUCAGAAGUAGUUGAUAUUAAUAUUGAUGUACAGUAUAGACCAAAUUUGACGUCAAAUACACCAAAUCCAUAUAAAGUUAUAGAGGGCCAGACAGCUACUUUGGAGUGUAGAGUGACUGCCGCCAAUCCUAAUUCUAGUAUCGUAUGGAGAUGGUACAAAACAGACAAUUCAAGCAACGUCCUUCACAAUGGAUCAACCUAUACCAUCCAACAUGUAGAAAGAAAUAGGUCAGGAUCCUACAACUGUACAGCCAUCAACUCUGUAGGGACAUCUUUCCCUGCUAAUAUUUACUUAAAUGUACAGUAUAAGCCAGAAAUAUUAGAUAAACCUAGCACUUUAGUAAAUGAGAGCGAGAAAGUCAUAAUAACUCGAACAAUAGUCAGCAAUCCAUUGGCAGAUGUCUACUGGUAUAGAGGACAACAGUUACUGCAAACUCAGUUGUUGGUGAAUAAAACAACAUUUAUCAUAGAGAAAGCCUCAUGUACAGAUACAACAAAUUUCACCCUUGUUGCUAGUAACGAAGUGGAAAGGAACGUUACAGCCUUGGUGGAACUCAUGGUUAAUUGUAAGCCAUGGGUAGCCAACUCUAAUGUUACUUUGAGGGUGACAGACACUGCUGUACUGAAUUUUUCAGUCAUAGUUAAUGCAUUCCCAGAGCCUCAGUACGAAUUAAACUAUUUCAAUGGAACAAGAAACACUCACAUGAUACACACUAUCACAAGGAAUACAAUGAAUAAUUUUUCAAUUAAUUUCAAUCAAAAGUCCGUGAACGAAUGUGACCGUGGAACUUAUCACUUAAAAAUUUGGAACCUAUAUGGAGAAACCACGAUAAUUGUCAACAUCUUCAAACAAAGAAAACCAGAUAAUCCCAGAAACAUAGGAGUAAAAUGUGAAGGAACACGUGCCAUCGUGCAAUGGAUCUCAUCCUUUAAUGGUGGAGAUCACCAGACAUUUGAUGUUUUUGCUUUAAACGGUCAACAAAGAGGCAACCAGUCUAUUCGAAUUCCAGACAUGGGUGAAAAUAAAUUACACGAAGCACACGUACAAAAUCUUCAACCUUCUAUAACGUAUGUGUUUUACGUUUCUGCACAAAAUAACUAUGGAUUUAGCAUAUCGGACAUUAUCAGCUGCAUGACAUCCAAAGAAACAAAAAAUAGUCAGACCGGAACGAUUGCAGGCAGUGUUGCUGGGAUUUUGCUGUUGAUCACAAUUGUUCUUAUUGUGUUUCUAAUUAACAAAUGUUAUGUUUGCGAUUUAACAAUCCAUAAAAGAAACAGCAAGGAAGCAAACAAAGAAUCAUCUUUCUAUACAGCUAUAACAGAACAACAGGAAAACAGGGAAAGGAAUAUGUAUGACGAGUUGACAAAAGACGAAAAUCGAAGCCAGUAUGAGGCUGUACUAAUGACAGAAAAACAAGGACACAAUGAAAAACUGUAUGAAGAAAUGCAAAAGUCAACAUCUGAAGAUUCUGAAAGUCAAAGCAAUUCUAAAGACCGGAAAACGAUUUUGAAAGGUUCAGUUGACGAACGGUGUUUGGAACAAGACGUUGAAGAAUACGCUAACACAUCAUUUAAAGAUUGAAUCUUUCUGUGUUUCUGUGGGUGGCUAGAUUUGCGUUUUUCGUCGUCCACCCGGAGAACGGAUAGGGAUUAGAGGAGUUCAGAACCUUUAAUAGUUAUGGAUACGAUCUCAGAAAAUAUUUCUUCUGUAUACACUUGUUUAUGAAAUUAAUAUAAAAGAAUGUUACAUGUAAAUGUUGCAAAAAGUGUUAUUUUAUGGACUGUAGAGAGACUUCAGAUUAUAUACAAGUUUUUAAAAAAAAAAGGUUUAGGGUUUUUUAACGGAAAUGAUUAAAAAAAUAGUCCUUUACGUUAAAUAAGGAAAAAGUUGUAGGUAAUAUAAUUUGGAAAGGGGUC
This is a messenger RNA of Magallana angulata, 3166 nucleotides long. RefSeq names its product MAM domain-containing glycosylphosphatidylinositol anchor protein 1-like. Lineage: Eukaryota; Metazoa; Mollusca; Bivalvia; Ostreida; Ostreidae. The record is from RefSeq and is a predicted model, not a curated record. Gene Ontology annotation, molecular function: protein binding. The transcript is spliced from 17 exons. Bases 48 to 2831 code for a protein of 927 amino acids.